Benincasa hispida (wax gourd) is the source of this 1617-nucleotide messenger RNA. NCBI's taxonomy places the organism in Eukaryota, Viridiplantae, Streptophyta, Magnoliopsida, Cucurbitales, Cucurbitaceae. The record is from RefSeq and is a predicted model, not a curated record.
AUGGCAGAAGACGCAGCAGCGGCUGGUGGACUUAUAGACAAAUCCUAUACUGAGGCUAAAGAGAUACUAGACUGCAUUGCUAAACACAAUAUGGAAUGUGUAGAUGAUACAUAUGAUGGAAGAAACGACAGAAGAAGAAGAUCUCAGAAUGUUAAUUCUGUUGAUGCCAAUGCAAUAGCCACACUUUCUACUCAAGUGGCUACGAUGACCAGCCUUCUGCAGAACAUAACGUUGGGAAACACAUCGAAUCAGCAAAAAGUGAACCAGGUAGAGGCGUUUGAGCAGCCCAUGGUUAGCUGUGUAGGAUACGGAAAUCUUCAUUCCUAUGAUAAAUGUCCACAAAACCCUCAGUCAGUAUACUUCAUCAAAAACAACCCAUUCUCUAAAACAUAUAACCCUGGAUGGAGAAACCAUCCGAAUUUUUCUUGGACAGGAGGAAAUCAGCAAGAGCACCACCCAGGGGCAAACCACCAGCAAAGGAAUGGACCGCCGCCUGCAUUUCAACAAACGCAUCAGCAGCAUCAACAACCCUUCAAUAGAGGAGGACAGGCGUCGAGCUUAGGAUCUCCGCUAGAGAACCUAUUGAAAGAGUACAUAGCCCAGAACGAUGUGUUACUGAAAAGCCAGGCGUCAUCUAUCACAAACCUAGAGAUCCAGGAGCAAUGUCACGUGGUGACGUUGCGGAGUGGAAGAGCUCUUGAAGAUAGAAGAAUGAAUCCAAGAAACAGCAGUCCAUCAAAAGAAUGCAUUACACGUUCAAUGGAUCAGGAAGAAAGAACGCCCGAGACUAGAAGCCAUUCAGAAACCAGUAUGUCUAACACGGGAAGGCCUAAGGUGCCGCUGAACACACCAUUCCCUAGGCGUCUGAUGAAGAAGAAUGAUGAACAUCAAUUCAAGCGCUUUCUUGAGCUCCUAAAGCAGCUGCUCAUCAACAUUCCACUUAUAGAGGCUUUGGAGCAGAUGCCAACAUAUACUAAUGAGAAAUCUCUCUUGCAAAUCUUGAAAAAGCACAAGCGUGCAAUAGGCUGGACGCUUGCGAAUAUCCGUGGGAUCAGUCCAUCUUAUUGCAUGCACAAGAUUAGGCUGGAAGAAGAGAAGUCGAGGUCAAUCGAGCCUCAAAGAAGGCUGAACCCCAUAAUGAAAGAAGUGGUCAAAAAGGAGAUUUUAAAAUGGUUGGACGCGGGAGUUAUUUAUUCGAUAACUGAGAGUAGUUGGAUUCUGAUAGAUCCAAAAGAUCAGGAGAAGACUACGUUUACUUGUCCCUUUGGAACAUUUUCAUUCAGACGUAUGCCCUUUGGGCUGUGUAAUGCACUGGGGACAUUUCAAAGAUGUAUGAUGGCCAUCUUCUCUGACUUCCUAGAAAAGACCGAUGAAGUCUUCAUGGACAAUUUUUCAGUCUUUGGAGACACAUUCCAGUCAUGCCUAGAUAAUUUGGAGGCCAUUCUCGCUCGAUGCGAGGAGACAAACUUGGUGCUGAAUUGGGAGAAAUGUCACUUCAUGGUGGCUGAAGGAAUUUUCUUGGGUCACAAAGUAUCUAAGGCUGGCUUGGAAGUAGAUGAAGCCAAAAUAGAUGUCAUUGCAAAACUUCCACCACCAGCAAAUGUUAAAACUUUAUGA